GAAUUCUUCUGGGCACUGCCAUCCUCUCGGUGAGUGCCCGUCUUCUUCCUGAAACGGACCCCAGUGGCUCCCGGCCCGCCCGGGCGCUCUUCCUUAGCCCCGCCAGCUUGAGGGCGGCGUCGGGGAGCGGGGGGCUCCUCUCGGGGCGCCGAUCAGGUCCCCGCGCCGCCGCCGCCGCCUCCGGCGUCUCCCAGGCUCGGCCUCUGCCGAGCCCGCUGCGGUCCACGUGGCUUGGCAGAGCUAAAUUCGGCUUGCAGGAAGCCCGGAGCUAGGGGAAAGCCGAGCCGGGGAAGGGGGGGUGGGCGGGACCGAACGGAGGCGCCGGGUCGGGAGGGGCGGGCACUGGGCGGAGGAAGGGGAGGGCCGCGCGCAGGGGAGGCGCUGACUGGGCUCUGGAGCGCCCUGGCUCCCGGCCCCGGCCGGCCUGGAAAGGCGGCCCCUCCUUGGUCGCCCCGCCUUUCACUCCCGUUACACCCGGGGGAAGGUGUUCCCGAGCCCUCUCCCACCCUCACCCCGCCUCCUCGCUUCCCCGGCUCCAGCCUCCGCCGGCGGAACCCACUAUGCCAGACAGUUUCGACACUUUGCAAAGACAAAGAGCCCUAGACCGGAGGGAGGAGGAGGAGGAGGAAGAAGAGGAGCGGAGAAAGAAGGAAGAGACGAUGUGAGCUGGGAAGGGGGCGAGUGUCUGGGACACCCACACCCCUUUAUUCUCCUCCGAACCCCCUCAUGCCCAAAUCCCGGAAACUCCAGCGUGUCUCCAGCCGUGCCGGUACCAUUUUCAGAUUUCAUCUUCCUGAACUGGAAAUGCGAAUGAGAGGAAAUUAACAUCCCCAAGAGCUGCAGUGAGCAAACGCAUUGAGCUUGGGUCAGGACAGUUCCAUUUGGGGACCAGAGAUGGACGGUCACUCAGCCUGUGGAGAGGAGAAGUCUGAGGGUCCAAAUGCUUCAGCACUGGUUUAGAAUUGCCCGGCGUGUACGUAGUGGACCUGCUCUCUUCAGAUACGUGCAGACGAUCUCUGAAAGCUCUCUCUGCCGCAGUUCCUCUCUAAUGAUGUUCAGCAGGUGAAGAAACUGAGGCUCAGAGAAGUUAAGAGACUCCAUUGAGGUCACACAGCCGAUCUCCCUCUGGACUGUUGGCUGUUUUGUUUCCCUCCAUUCAUUUCUGGGUUCCUUCAUGACCCAAGCCUCCACUGAGCAUUGAGUGUGUGCCCGGGUGACACGGUCACUGCCAUAGUGAGGCUGAGUUUCCAUCCUCACGUUGCUCCUCGUCCAGGGAGGAGACAUAUGUGUGAAGAGUGCAGACAGAGUGCAGCCAGGACCUUGGGGAGCCAGGAGAGGCCCCUAACUCACUCCAGGAGUGGACAGGGCUUCCUCCAGGAGUCGGCACCAGCUGAGCCCUAGAGAAUAACUAGCAAAAUAGCCAGCAGGAUGUUCCACAUGUCAACAACAAGCCAACCAGAGCAAAAGAGUUUCUUCCCUCGCUACAGAAGCUGGACUGGAUGAAUUAAGGCACAUGCCCAUCCCUGGAUCAAUUACUGGGAUGACAGACAACCUUCUGUGCCUUCAUCAAGCUGGUUGCGUACCCACCGUGUCUCCGGCGACAGCAUGAGAAAGAAAAAGCCCUAAUUAAGGAUCAUCAGAAACCACAGUUGGAGGAGGACGGCAGACACAGCUUUCCUCCCCGCUAUACCAAGACCCUUCCUUCGAGGUCCUUGCUCCUGAGGGACCCUGGACUGUCACAGCGAUUAAUGACCCCUUAUCUUGUUUGGAUGGGAAAGGAAAUCACUGGUUAAAGCUUGAUCAGGAGACAUUAUCAGCUCUUUAAGGAUCGCAGAAGAAUAGGCUACUUUAUUUUCUGAAAAGGAGGGAGUUCUGCUACCCAUCGUGGGAGGCCGCCAUCAGGGCUGCGAAGAUGGUGACCCUGCGGAAGAGGACCCUGAAGGUGCUCACCUUCCUCGUGCUCUUCAUCUUCCUCACCUCCUUCUUCCUGAACUACUCCCACACCAUGGUGACCACCACCUGGUUCCCCAAGCAGAUGGUCUUGGAGCUCUCCGAGAACCUGAAGAGGCUGAUCAAGCACAGGCCCUGCACCUGCACCCACUGCAUCGGGCAGCGCAAGCUCUCGGUCUGGUUCGACGAGAGGUUCAACCAGACUGUGCAGCCGCUGCUGACUGCCCAAAAUGCACUCUUGGAGGACGACACCUACCGAUGGUGGCUGAGGCUCCAGCGGGAGAAGAAGCCCAAUAACUUGAACGACACCAUCAAGGAGCUGUUCAGAGUGGUGCCUGGGAAUGUGGACCCCAUGCUGGAGAAGAGGUCGGUGGGCUGCCGGCGCUGUGCCGUUGUGGGCAACUCAGGCAACCUGAGGGAGUCUUCUUAUGGGCCUGAGAUAGACAGGCACGACUUUGUGCUCCGGAUGAACAAGGCGCCCACGGCAGGGUUUGAGGCUGAUGUUGGGACGAAGACCACCCACCAUCUGGUGUACCCUGAGAGCUUCCGGGAGCUGGGAGAUAAUGUCAGCAUGAUCCUGGUGCCCUUCAAGACCAUCGACUUGGAGUGGGUGGUGAGCGCCACCACCACGGGCACCAUUUCCCACACUUAUGUCCCGGUUCCUGCAAAGAUCAGAGUGAAACAGGAUAAGAUCCUGAUCUACCACCCAGCCUUCAUCAAGUAUGUGUUUGACAACUGGCUGCAAGGGCACGGGCGGUACCCAUCUACCGGCAUCCUCUCGGUCAUCUUCUCAAUGCAUGUCUGCGAUGAGGUGGACCUGUACGGCUUCGGGGCAGACAGCAAAGGGAACUGGCACCACUACUGGGAAAACAACCCAUCCGCGGGGGCUUUUCGCAAGACAGGGGUGCACGAUGCAGACUUCGAGUCUAACGUGACGGCCACCUUGGCCUCCAUCAAUAAAAUCCGGAUCUUCAAGGGGAGAUGACGCAGUGAAGGGUGGAGGAUGGACGCACUGUCACACCUCUGUGUUUCCAGCCCCAGCAUCUUGCCGGAGCCGUUCCAUCCCGGAGCUUGGAGGGGCAGCCUCAGGUGUGUGCCCAGGCACCGCCCACAGCCUCUUGCACCCAGCCAUUGGCAGCAUCUAUUCAGCAAGGUCACUAAGCUCUGCCAGAGUGGCAGAGCAUGUCUCGGAACCUGUCUUGAGUGGGGACAGCGUCCCCCCACCGCUGCCCCAGAGCUGGGGAGGCGCUGGGAAAGGUUCAACCUCCACACACUACAAUCAUUGUAGCUCCCGGAGCGAGCUUGGGGAACGAAUGUGGAAGACGCCUAUAUUCUGAGGGACAGGACAGUUUCCCAGGAAGAUGGGCAGAGACUUGAGUGGCGAUUCUGUCUAGCACAGAGACAUGCCAGGCGCUGUUGGCACCCGGGGCAAGAUGCUGCCCUUCUUUGCACGAAGCCCGGCCUCUCGCUUGGCGUGACAACCCUGUCAUCUUCUUCCCAAAACUCAUUUAUGAGCCACCAGAGGCUCCUACCCCAAAGAUUUUCACAGAAACUGGAGGCCAGGUGCCGUGGCUCACACCUAUAAUCCCAACACUUUGGGAGGCCGAGGCGGGAGGAUCAGUUGAGCCCAGGAGUUCAAGACCAGUCUGAGCAACAUAGUGAGACUCCUGUCUCUACAAAAAUUAAAGAUUUAAAAAAAUUAGCCAGGCAUGGUGGCACACACUUGUAGCCCCAGCUACUAGGGAGGCUGAGGAGGGAAGAUCUCUUGUGCCCAGAAGUUUGAGGCUGCAGUGAACUGUGAUUACACCACUGCACUCCAGCCUGGGCAACAGAGUGAGACCCUGUCUCUGAAAAAAAAAAAAAAAGGAAAAGAAAAAAUCCCCAAACUUGGCGCCGUGUUUCUGACUCCUGCAGAUACCUCUUCCCAAGCAGAUGUUCCUUUGAGUGGUCCACCUCGUGGUUCUAAUCGUGGCGAGAGCGGAUCUGACCACUUCCAUGUGCCUUUGUAUUUGGGAAAGAAAAGCAUGCAUGGGCUGAAAUGAAACAAAAGCCCUUACUUGGGAAAAGGGACCCCCACCAGCGGCCCUGCUUGCUCUCUGGCUGGGAACAUCUUUUCUGGUUUCCUGAGCCAGCACCUGAAUUGGAACAAAGCUCUGAGGAUAUUCAACAGCACCCAGCAGCACGUCAGAAUGGAACGUACAUUCUCAUUCUCAGACUCUUCAAUAGGGUGCCCGCAACCUCCAAAGCCACACAGGAGGCUGCCAGCAGCAUUUUCCCCGAGGGCCUGAGCUCAGGGUCAAGUCCCUGCUGGCCAUCUUGGGGCUGUCACUGGGGGUCUGGGCCAAGGAUAUCCCAAGAAUGGUGACUGCCACAUACCUCAUCUUCUUACUCCCCAGCUGUUCUCCUUUCCUUGUUAGCCUUCGUGAUUAUUUAUUGAUUCUUUUUUUUUAUUCAACUGACAUUGUUGCACCCUGGCUCUGUUGGUGGUCCUGGUGUUUUAAUGAAGUUUGCCUCACCCAGUAGCUGGGAAACGGGGGUGUGUUUAAGGGGGGUGUGUAGGAGUCCUCAGACGUGGGAUAUUGGGGGUAUCUAGGGCUUGGAUGGUUUGUGGAAUGUCCUCAGCAUCCUCCCGUUCCAACCCAACCUUCCUUCUUCCUCUUUGUGGACUUGGACUUAUUCUCAGGCUAGGAGUCUCCAAAACUCUGUGAAACCUUACUGCUGCUGGGUGGGGAGUGGAGAGUAACAGAAAUGUGGGAACCAGUGAUUGUUGGCUCCAGUUACUAAUGUUUAAGCAGGAAAACCACUUUUCUUGUUGAAAAUAUCCCUGAAAAGGCCGCUGCUGCUUUGAGGAGGCGUGACGUUUUCCUGGUGGAGCGUGACGGAGGCGUGGGGCCUGUGCUCCCAGGCACGGGGGAGCCCCCUCUGCACACGGGGAGGGAGGAGCUUGGGGACACCAGUCAUGGGUCACAGGUGGCUUCAGGCCAUUCACAAGAGUCCCCGGAAGUUGCAUGCCAAGUUUGGUUUUUUCCCUGAAUCUCUACUUAUGAGCAUUUUUCUGGAGAGAGGGUCUAUAGCUUUUAUCAGAUUCUCAAAGGUUCAGAAUGGGGAAUGUGUUAAACAGAAAACCUGUUUCAGCUUUAAAAUCCUCCACAACUUUAAGAUUUUUUUUUUUUUUUUCUGAGAAAGGCUGGUAAAUCGCUGAGUCGUCAUUCAGAACAUACAGCCCCGAAGGGCAGAUAUGAGGUGACAUAUAGCCAUAUAUGAGGUGAAGAACUCAGCAAACGUUUGUUGAGUGGCUGAGUGACUCCAGGGGCAGACUCCAGAUCAUCAGACACUGAAACAGAGAGUGUUGCUAUCUCCUGAACUCUUCCCUUUCUCCUGAAAGCUGAGUCUAUACAGGGAUGGCAGGCUCGGGCUGAGCAAUCGACUUCUCUGGGUUUUGCUGUGUAAGAAUAGGUCCCUCGACAUGAAGAGGCGUCUGUGUCUGAGCCACAUGCUGCCUGGGUCGAUGACCUGGUCUCCGUCUGGUCUCCCCAUCUCCCACUAGGAUGGUCAAGCUGUGAGAUCUCUUCCAGCUUCCAAAUCCAGCUCUGCCGUUAUACUGAUGAGAAAAUCAAGGCCACAUUGCAGCUGGGUGGGGAGUGGAGCGUGACAGGCAUGGGAGAGGACAGUGAUUGUUGACUCUAGUUACUGAUGUUUAAUCAGAAAAACCACUUUUCCUGUUGAGCACAUUUCCUAAAAGGCUGCUGCUGUGUAGGGAGGUGUGGCCUUUUCCUGGUGGAGUGUGAAGGAGGGAAGUGACGGGCAGUCGUGAACUGUCUGGGACAGAUAGCACAAGUCAGAGUAUGAGCAGAAAAAGGGUGUUACCGGCGCUAUGUUGAAAUUGUCUGGAGGCGGGCUUUCCCAGCAAGUCUCCACUCAGCGUCUGGAAAAAGUGUAACCAGAAUGGAGGCGUCUGACUCUCGUGGGCUCUCUCAGCACCGAGCUCUGUCCGCAGGCUGCCUGGGUGGCCUCUCAUGCCCUCCAGUGCAGGAGACCACAUUUCUCUUUCCCAUAGCAGAUAGCUCUUAUGUUUCAUUGGCUUAGCAAUGGGCACUUAAUGGAAUAAAAGCCAGUUGUUGCAGCCAGAAUUAAAUGCACCAGUUUGGCUUAAACCAACUGGAACUCAUCCCUGGGGUGAAGGUGGCUGGGAAUUAGACAGAGUGUGUGUUAGCCAAAGGGCAGUAUGCAUGCUGUCAGCAGGAGUACGACGAGCACUCGUGCCAGGCACGUAGUGGCGGGGGCUCCCGCAGGCCCCUGAAUCCCAGCCCACAACUCUUUCUACUCUGCGGACAGAGAGUUCCUUGGAGACUGGCCCUGCGUUCAAGCAGAGAACAGAGGGGUCCCUGCCUGCAGCACCCAGCACUGAACCUGAAGCUGCAAAGAUAGGCUGACGAAGUGGCCCAUGAGGUGUCAGCAACAUCCCAGCCCCCUGGGUCUCCCCAGUGAGUCAGGGCACUGAUUUGCUCUAGCUGGAGCUACAUGUACCUCCCCUGCCCUCAGCCACCUUUUAGGGGAGAAAGGAGGACAGAGUUAUAACCUCUGGUUCUCUGCAGGGAUCCUGGGCUGGAAGAAAGUUCAUAAAUGGAUGAAUGCCUUUUAAAACUCUGGCUUUUCCAAACAUCAUUCAGCAAAGCAUUUGGUUAGGCUUAGAGAGAAAAGCCAGAUAUGAGAAAAUGGAAUGUAAAAUGGGGGGGGGGAAACAGAAAGAAGGUAGAGAGGGCAGUUAAGAUCUGGGUGAUUCUUUAGGGAAAGGGCUGGUUGGGAGGCUUUGAUGGAAUCCCAUUCUCUGCCGUGGCCAGAAGGUGGUGCUAGAGGCCAGUCCCACCUGGAUGUGACUCUGGCCUCUUGGCAAAGGUGGAUUAAAACCACAAAGAACAUUUUGAACUGGUAUGUUUGCUUUGAAGUAGUCUGAAAAUAAAUAAAAAGGAAACCAAAAGAACUCUCCCUCCCCUGGCUAGGAUCAAAAAUGCUGUGUGCAGGGAAGCCCAAGCCUCAAGGGGCCACUGUCCAGCUAAAGAUGACUGCACACCAGCCAUGCGCCAUCAGGAACCAGCACCUGUCCUUGCCCCUGAGAAGAGCCCCAGGGGUAUCAUUAUAUCCAUCGUGGACAUCUGGUUUGCAGCGAAUGUGGCUACAUGCCAUCAGGAUUAUCCUGCCCUGUGAACUGGGCUAGCCAGUUUUGAGAUAAGAGUCAGCCUCCCCGUUUUUGUUUGUCAUGAAAACACCAGCUCCUGCACCUCUGGGGUGCUCCCUGACACUUGUGCAAAGAAGAAGAGGAAGACCUAGAAGAAAAGGCAGAGACAGGCAAGGCAGCAUCUCACAGCCUGUCAGGAUCAGGGCAUUACCGACUUUUUGUUUUCUUACCAAAAGAGCACUGAAUUUCCUAUGGGCGGUGAGCCGCCUUUACACCUCCUGUUCUCCCUCCCAGCCCAUCAGGCGAUCCCAUCAUCCAGCCUCAUCACUCAGCUUCUUCCUAGUACAAAACUGCCAUUGGUCGCACGUCCUGAGCUGGGGGACGUCAGCUUUAACCCUAGCCUGUGUCAGGGCCUCCCCCUUCAGCCCCCCGCCCCCUUAGGGUGAUCGCGGGUUCCUUCCCUUCCUCCUGCACAAUCGCUUCCCUUCACUGAAUUCCCUUCAAAGCCAAAGUUUCUUGAGCACUUUUUCUUGCGUGCAGUCUUGUGUGUUUGGCUGUUGGUGUUUUAAAACUUGCUUUCUAUUCCCCCUCGCCUCUCUCCAUGUCGUUGCGCAGCUGAGCACUGGUUGGGAUGCAUUCAAAUAACGUUAGCAAGGUCCUGCUUUCCUCAGCCCCCGCUCUGUUUUAUUUAUUGUUUAAUAUUUCCAAUGAUCCAAAUCAAAGUGAAUAAAUAAAGAGCUAUUUUAUCGUU
This is a messenger RNA of Macaca mulatta (Rhesus monkey), 7877 nucleotides long. RefSeq names its product ST3 beta-galactoside alpha-2,3-sialyltransferase 1 (gene ST3GAL1). NCBI's taxonomy places the organism in Eukaryota, Metazoa, Chordata, Mammalia, Primates, Cercopithecidae. The record is from RefSeq and is a predicted model, not a curated record. Gene Ontology annotation, biological process: sialylation. Gene Ontology annotation, molecular function: beta-galactoside (CMP) alpha-2,3-sialyltransferase activity. Gene Ontology annotation, cellular component: membrane.